Molecule: messenger RNA, 660 nt
Organism: Durusdinium trenchii
Lineage: Eukaryota; Dinophyceae; Suessiales; Symbiodiniaceae
Source: the annotation of a GenBank genome assembly
AUGGCCUUUGAGGGCCGAUUGCAGAGUCUCAAGUUUGGUGAGCACUUCAACCAGAGUUUGGAAGGAAUGACAUUGCCGGGCACCUUACUGAGUCUCACUUUCGGCACUGACUUCAAUCAGCCUUUGGAGCGAGUGACAUGGCCCCGCCGUCUGCAGAGCUUGACCUUUGGGGACCACUUUAACCAACGCCUAGACCGAGUGGUGUGGCCAGAGAGUCUCGAGAUUCUCACCUUUGGCAAGUAUUUCAGCCGAAGUUAUCAGAGUCUGAAGAGAAUCGCAUUACCCAGACGGCUCCAGCGCUUGACGCUCGGCAGUGCCUUCAACGAAAGCUUGGACGAAGUGAUUUGGACCAGUACCUUGCAGAGUUUGACUUUCGGCGAUGACUUUAACCAAUGCAUUCAGAAAGUGAUUUGGCCGGAGGGCCUUUGCGAACUGACCUUUGGCAAGAACUUCAACCAGAGCUUGGAAGGAGUGACUUGGCCUACGAACCUUCAAUGCUUGACCUUCGGUCUUUGCUUCAAUCAGAAUUUGGCGAACGUUGUUUGGCCUGAUGGCUUGCAGACUUUGUCGUUUGGCAAUUGCUCCACUUGCUUGAACACCUUGAAAUUGCCGAGCCUCAAAAGCUUACGUCAUAGAGGUCUCCUGUUGAGUGCUUUUUGA